UGAUCGACAUCAGGGACUUAGGAGACAGACGUAUUUCCUUUUUCUUGUUCGCUUUUUUCACAUAAAGACGCCUCCUCAGACUCCCAAUUUUGAGAUCCCUCCUUCUACCUCCACCAUGUCGUCUCUCACUACAGGAGCUAUCCCAAUCGCUAACUCAGCCGCUGCGACCCUCCUCAGCGCCUCUCAGAUCACCCCAGGAAAACCUCUUCCGCCUCUGACCGUGAAGGAGACAUCCCCGGAACACGCCGAAACUGUGUCUUUGACUGGGAAAAACAUCAUCAUCGGUGUACCAGGAGCGUUCACGGGAACGUGUAGCGCCCAAAUUCCGGGGUAUAUUGAGGAGUACGAGGCGUUCAAGGCUAAAGGAGUCGAGGGGAUAUAUGUUGUGGGGGUUAAUGAUCAGUUCGUGAUGAAUGCUUGGAAGGAGAAGCUCGCUCCCAACAGCACCCCUAUACACUUUCUGGCUGACGAUCAAGCUACGUUCACCGGUGCAACGGGCCUCGUUUUUGAUGCGACUCCUUUGCUAGGUACCCCUCGAUCCAAGCGCUAUGUCAUGAUUGUCAACGACAAUCAAGUUAUGUCUCUUGCAGUAGAGGAGGACCCAGACAAAGUCACCGUGACGAGUGCAAAGACGAUCCUGACCGCUCUGAGCUUCAUGUUCUGAGCAAAAGAGGUUUCGUGUAUAUCACGAUAAAGCGUACCUGCUGUAACACUAUUAAUAGAGAGACUCCUGUUUCAACUCGUAACGUGAGGAACGA
Guyanagaster necrorhizus is the source of this 758-nucleotide messenger RNA. Its product is annotated as Redoxin. Gene Ontology annotation, molecular function: thioredoxin peroxidase activity. The transcript has 5 exons. Gene Ontology annotation, cellular component: cytoplasm; peroxisome; mitochondrion. The record is from RefSeq and is a predicted model, not a curated record. Lineage: Eukaryota; Fungi; Basidiomycota; Agaricomycetes; Agaricales; Physalacriaceae. Bases 116 to 664 code for a protein of 182 amino acids. Gene Ontology annotation, biological process: cell redox homeostasis; cellular response to oxidative stress; hydrogen peroxide catabolic process.